GGAAUCUUGCCUCUUUGCCAGUCGCUCUCUUCCAGCUGCGAUAGAGAGAAAGGGCGCCCACUCGCUCUCCUCCCUCUACGCUCAAAACAGUAUCUACACCCAACGGUACACCUUAAGUCACCUGUCUCUUGUACCUGUGGAAGUUAAGGAAAGGUGUUUUGUGUAUCCUGUGUACUAUGAACCAAAGACACCUUACCUGCUGAUACACUGACACGACACCUGGGACCAUGAGAGUGUGUGUGACAGCAUUUAUGGCGACAUGGUGGUGUGUGUGGCUGGCUGUGGCGGGCAUGGAGGUGUGGGGCGGAGGAGGAGAAGCAGGAGGAGGUAGAGAAGAGAGAUCACUUCAGCAAAUCCCUCUCGGAACAUCAGGUUUUCCUUUACCUGUAGAUAUCGACCCUAUUCCUUCAGGUCCCCACGUGACAAUGCCGCACAUCAGUUUCCGUGACAUGGGCAACUUCGUUCACCAAGCUGCUCUGGCUGUCAACGAGAGAUUCGACACUAUUGAGCCAGCAAUAUACCAGAGUGGGGCGCGGCAGGUCCCCGGCACACCCGCCUGGUUCAUGGCCGCCUCUCACAAGACUAAGGUUGUGGCCAAGAACAUCUCCAGAAUCGCUCUCAUCUCAGAGGAAGCCACGAAGUACACUGCACAACAGUUCCGGCUGGAGAGGGACCAGGUGAGCUAUGGGUUGCCCACUGCUGACGUGCGGGGAACAGUGCUUGGUGACCAGUGCCCGGUGGAGGUGGACUUCCCCUGCCAGCCCCGCAAGUACCGCGCCUUCAAUGGUUACUGUAACAACGUGCAGAACCCUCGAUGGGGCAACGCCAACACUCGCUACCUCCGCUUCCUGCCGGCGGACUAUGGCGAUGGUGUGGCUGUUCCCCGCCAGGCUGCCUCCGGGGACUUCCUGCCGUCAGCACGCGCCGUCAGCCUGGCCAUGCACCGCGACCACGACACCCCUCACAAGUUCAUGACGUCUGUUGCUGCCGUGUUUGGCCAGUUCAUCUCACACGACCUGGCUCACACACCACAGAUGGCAGGCUACAUUGGCCAGCGUCUGCGGUGCUGUGGCGUGAACUUCCGAGACUUCCACCCGGAGUGUUACCCAAUCAGGCUGCCAGACAACGACCCUGUCUACUCCCCACUCAAGCAGAAGUGCCAAGAAUAUGUACGUUCUGGCACUGCCCCCAGGACUGGAUGCACUCUAGGCCCACGGGAGCAGAUCAACCAGGUGACCUCCUUCAUUGACGGCUCAGUGAUCUACGGUUCCAGCAAGGAGGAGAGCGACGAACUGCGUGCCUUUUCCGGUGGCCUCCUGAAGGUCCAGCGAGGCCCGGCAAACACUCAGAUACUCAUGGAAGACACGAACCAGAUUGACUGCAAGACCACUGGAAGAUUUAAAUGUUUCAAAUCAGGUGACGUGCGGGUGAACGAGCACAUAGGGUUGGCGUCAAUGCACCAGCUGUUUGUCAGGGAGCACAACCGAAUUGCCGUGUUCCUCUCAGACCUCAACGCACACUGGACUGACGAGCAAGUGUUUCAGGAGGCACGCAGGAUUGUGGGAGCAACUCUUCAGCACAUCACCUACACUGAGUUUCUGCCCUCCAUUCUUGGCCAGGGCAUCAUAGAGAAGUACGGUCUGGCGCUGCAGUCGUCUGGAUUCUUUGCUGGUUACGACAUCAACAUCAACGCCGGGAUUGCCAACUCUGUGUCUUCGCAAGCACUCAAAUUUGUGGCGUCCCUUAUGCCCAACACUGUGGCAUACUUUGAUGAGGAGAAGGUGGAGCGUCCCAUCACAGACACCUUCUAUGCUCCAUUUGACCUUUACGAGCAUGACAAGUUUGACCAGGUGCUGAAGGGCCUGAUCAGCUCCCACGCCCAGAAUGAGGACACGGCCAUUUCUGAAUCCAUGACCAAUAAAAUGUUUGAGGAUGAGAAAACUGGGGUGGGGCUGGACCUGGCUGCUCAGAUUCUGCAGCAAGGAAGGGACCAUGGCAUAGCGGGAUACAAUAGCUGGAGACAUUUCUGUGGCCUCCCCAAAGCUACCUCCUUUCAAGACCUGAGUGACGUGGUGGGUCCUGAGAACAUCAAGAAGCUACAGGGCAUUUACAAGAGUGUGGACGACAUCGACCUGUUCACCGGGGGUCUGGCGGAGAAGCCAAACCGUGGAGCUUUGGUAGGACCGACCUUUGGGUGUCUCAUUGGUAGACAGUUCCACUACCUUAGGCGAGGCGACCGCUACUGGUACGAGAACGAUAUCCCACCAUCCUCGUUCACUAAAGAACAACUGUAUGAGCUGCGCAAGACCAGCCUGGCCCGAGUGAUCUGCGACAACAGUGACAAGCUGCAGUAUGUCCAGCCCAAAGUGAUGCUGGAGGCUGACUCUUUCCUGAAUGCUCCAAUGGCCUGCCAGGGGAAGAAUGUGAAGGGCAUUGACCUGAGGAAGUGGAAGACAGCCAGCCCAAACUUCAUCAUCCCCGACAAGAUGCUGCAGGAAAGCAUUGAGCGAGCCAAGAGGGACAUUCUCAGCAUGAGGGACUCAGAGUGGAACCUUUGGGAAGCACCCAACACACCACAGCACCGACGCAAAAGACAAACACAGCAACGACCAAGACCCAGACCCAGACCAACACUGACUGGCAGCCAACACAGACCCACCCUGGGCCACGCCACGACCCGAGGGCGGAGACCCGUGACCUCUGACCUGAUGCAAGCUCUAGUGGGGCGCGGGUCGGAGGAGGAAGUGAGUCCGCGAGUGAUGAGAGAGGCAGAGGAGCUACUGAGUGACUGUUUCAAUGUCGGGGUGAAGGCUUGGGGCGUCAUGAGGGAACAGGAGCAACGACUGUGGCAACGCAAGCUGACUGCUGACCACAAAGGGCCGCUGGGGUCAGCCUACGCCUUCAGCAAGCCCAAGGCACAGGCUGUCAAGAUAUCAAACUCUUCCUUCAUCCUGCAGUUUGCCUCCGCACGAUUUGUAAACAACUUCCUCUCAGAAGCCAGGACACGAAAGACUCGUGCUGCAGACGGCCAGCUGAAGGACACAGAGUCAGGGUCACCUAACAACGUGCUGGACUUGAUGGAGGUUCUGCCAAACAUCGACGUGAGUGACAUCAUGGAAAUUCCCAGUGUGUUUGAGUGUGACGACCAAACGCUGCCUUGUGACCACACCUCUCGCUUCCGCACGGCUACUGGCUGGUGCAAUAACCUUAACUUCCCAUCCUUCGGCAAGUCCUUCAGGGCAAAAAGUCGACUCCUGAGGCCCUCCUAUGAAGAUGGUCUGUCCAAGCCCCGGGUCACAUCGGUCACAGGCAAGGAUCUCCCAUCCCCUCGCCUCAUCUCAACCAACAUGCACAACGAUGUGUCCGCACCCCAUGUCCGCUACACUCUCAUGGUCAUGCAGUGGGGACAGUUUAUCGACCAUGAUAUCAUUUUCACUCCCAUCAACAAAGGUUUCCAAGACUCCAUUUUGGACUGCCGGCGGUGUGACUCUCCCCAGACUGUCCACCCGGAGUGCUUCCCCAUCACCAUCCCCCAGAACGACCCCUUCUUCCCCCCUGUCAACAUAUCCUCUGGCCAGCCCUUCUGCAUCCCUCUCACCCGAUCCAUGCCUGGCCAGCUCACUCUAGGGUACCGGGAGCAGAUGAACCAAGUGACCGCCUUCAUUGACGCCUCGCACACCUACGGCUCUGACAAGUGUGAACAGCAACAACUCAGAAGCAAGACUGACGGCAAGCUGCGAGGCACACCCAACCCGCUGCGAGGCAAGGACCUGCUGCCCACGGAGAAUGAGAACCACGAGUGUCAGGCGCCAUCUGGACGCUGCUUCACUGGAGGAGACACACGCGCCUCGGAGCAGCCCGGCCUGGCGGCGCUACACACUCUGAUGAUGCGAGAACACAACAGAGUGGCCGGGGAACUCAAGCGUCUCAACAAACACUGGAGUGACGAACAACUCUUCCAAAACGCUCGUCGCAUUGUCUCCGCCAUCAACCAGCACGUCACCUACAACGAGUGGCUGCCCAGAGUGUUGGGGUGGAACGCUAUUAACCUCUACGAGCUCAACUUGCUGCCUGAGGGGUAUUCGGAAGAUUACGACGCGUACUGCAACCCAACAGUGCUCAAUGAGUUUGGCAUUGCCUUCCGCUUUGGCCACUCUCUGCUCAAGCCUUCCCUGGAGCGCAUGGACGGAAUAUUUGCCAAGCGCGACCCUCCCGUCAAGCUCAGCGAACACUUCUUCAACCCGGACCUUCUCUACCAGCCCGGGAUGCUGGACGAGAUUAUCCGCGGCCUCACCACCGUGUCCAUGGAGACGCUGGACCAGUUCCUCACCGACGAGGUCACCAACCAUCUCUUCGAAGACAAGCGUCAGCCAUUCUCCGGCCUGGACCUGGCCGCCCUCAACAUCCAGCGAGGCAGAGACCACGGACUGCAGCCUUACAAUGAGUACAGAGCCCUCUGUAACCUGACCAGGGCCAGGUCCUUUGAUGACCUACACAGGGAAAUAGCAAGGCCAGUGAUAGAGCGCAUGAAGAGAACGUACGCCCACGUGGACGACAUCGACCUGUUCACCGGUGGGUUGAUUGAGACGCCGCUGCACGGUGGGCUGGUGGGGCCUACAUUUGGCUGCAUCCUCGGCAUUCAGUUCAGGAACCUGCGUCGCUGUGACCGAUUCUGGUACGAGAAUGCCGACCCUCUCGUACGCUUCACCGACCCCCAGCUCACCGAGAUCAGGAAGGUGACUCUGGCCAAGCUUCUGUGUGACAACUGUGAUAAUGUGGAGAGUGAACAGCGGUCUGUGUUUGACCUGCCGGACCCAUUCCUGAACCCCCGAGUGUCGUGUCGUGACCUGCCUGGCGUGAACCUGGAGCUGUGGAAGGAGCGCGUGUCAUGUGGCGUGGGGAAGACUAACAUUGAUAUUGGUGGAGCUGAACGCAUCUCUCCCUGUGUCAUGUGCACCUGUACCAAGGAGGGACCUGUCUGCCAGAGCCUGAAGAUCGACAACUGCUUCCACCUUGCGCAGUCUUACAGUCCCGAGUCCAUCCUCAAUGACCACGUGUGCAAGGUUCAGUGUGCCUUUGCCUUCCGUGCCUUCCGUAAAGUGGCCAAUCAGGACUCAAACCAGCUCGGAUUUGCCAACAGCUAGAGAGUUGACUUCACACGGGGUGGCAGCCUGUACUGUUCUGCCACAUCCCUCUCUCUUCUACUAUGGUAUGGUGGUGGGGAUGUGCUCUCUCUCUCUCUCUCUCUCUCUCUCUCUCUCUCUCUCUCUCUGGUGUAUUAUUGCAGUAAAUUUUGUGUGGGUUGGUUGUACGUAGCAAUGUUUUUCUUGGAGUAGUUUUGUAUAUUUUGAGUGUUUACAUUUCUCCCUUGUAUGUAUGUACGUAUGUCAGUUUCUCCUGGCUUAAUAUAGGAAACUGUUUCUCCUCCUCCUCCUCCUCUUCUUCUUCCUCCUCCUCCUCCUUCUCCUCUUGGGGUUUGUGGGAAAUUAUAAAAUCUCGCAGGAAAGAAAGGAAAAUUACUGUUGUUUUCAUAUUGCCACUAUUACCAUUACUGUUUAUUAGUGUGUGUGUGUGUGUGUGUGUGUGUGUGUGUGUGUGUGUGUGUGUGUGUGUGUGUGUGUGUGUGUGUGUGUGAUGCAUGGCCUAAGUCUUAUCAGCUCCGGAUAACCUGAUAACUUAUUCAUCUGUGUCCUCUCAUGUCUCUCCUGGCUUCAUCACACCUCCGCUCAUUGUGUUAGUAAGGAAAACUAUCUUGAUAUGUUAGCGAGGAAAAUUUGAGUCAUUUAUGCCUUACUUGGUUAUGGUAAAUAUAAAUGUCAUAUUUUAGCUGUACGUGUGUGUGUGUGUGUGUGUGUGUGUGUGUGUGUGUGUGUGUGUGUGUGUGUGUGUGUGUGUGUGUGUGUGUGUGUGUGUGUGUGUGUGUGUGUGUGUUGAAUGUUAAUGUAAAUUGUAAUAUGUAUUUUAUUUUUAAUAAAAUAUUGGCAAAACAUA
Molecule: messenger RNA, 5991 nt
Organism: Portunus trituberculatus (swimming crab)
Lineage: Eukaryota; Metazoa; Arthropoda; Malacostraca; Decapoda; Portunidae
Exons: 27
Coding region: 228-5144 (1638 amino acids)
Biological process (GO): response to oxidative stress
Molecular function (GO): heme binding; peroxidase activity
Source: RefSeq, a predicted model, not a curated record